CGUCGUUUCUUCUUCCACCCUGCCCUUUAAUAAUAUUGCCUCUUCACGCUUUCUUCCUGAUAAUUUUUUCCGUCAAGCAUUUCCUUUACAGGUCGAGAGGCUUAAAAAGAGAUGGCGGAGGAGCACAGGUGCCAAACGCCGGAAGGCCACCGUCUUUGCGUCAACAACUGCGGCUUUUUCGGAAGUCCGGCGACGAUGAAUCUUUGUUCGAAAUGUUAUAGAGAUUUUCGCCUUAAAGAACAAGGAGCGGCUUCAAUCAAAUCAUCUCUCUCUUGCUCCUCUUCGUCCUCCUCAGCGGUUGUCGAAUCCGUUUCUCAGGUUUCGCUAUUCACUCUCCCUGAAGUCAUCGGAGAAUCGCCUGCUCCGACCGUCGAGAUUGACAUGGCGGCUGAGCAGCGACCCCAGCAACAACCAAAUCGGUGCAUGGUUUACCGGAAACGAGUCGCGUUGGCCGGGUUCAGAUGCAGAUGCGGGAUUACGUUUUGCGGGUCGCACAGGUAUCCAGAAAAUCACGGGUGUACUUUCGAUUUCAAGACGAUCGGGAGAGAGGAGAUCGCACGCGCUAAUCCUGCGGUAAAAGCAGAUAAGCUCGAGAAGAUUUGAGAAGAGACUGGAAUAUCCAUUGGAUCUCUUGAUCUUCGAUGAAAGAAAA
Molecule: messenger RNA, 652 nt
Organism: Hibiscus syriacus
Lineage: Eukaryota; Viridiplantae; Streptophyta; Magnoliopsida; Malvales; Malvaceae
Product: zinc finger A20 and AN1 domain-containing stress-associated protein 4-like
Exons: 2
Coding region: 112-603 (163 amino acids)
Molecular function (GO): zinc ion binding; DNA binding
Source: RefSeq, a predicted model, not a curated record